Molecule: messenger RNA, 4743 nt
Organism: Aspergillus mulundensis
Lineage: Eukaryota; Fungi; Ascomycota; Eurotiomycetes; Eurotiales; Aspergillaceae
Product: Sec7 domain-containing protein
Exons: 6
Coding region: 1-4743 (1580 amino acids)
Biological process (GO): regulation of ARF protein signal transduction
Molecular function (GO): guanyl-nucleotide exchange factor activity
Source: RefSeq, a predicted model, not a curated record
AUGUCGUCCUCUUCCUCCUUUCCCAUCGCCGUCGAUCCCGUCGCGUUAGUGACAACAGAAUGCAUUACCGUGACCUCGGCCAUGCGGAAACAUGCCCGAUGGGCUCACUCCUCCGUUGCGGCCAUUCUGGGCAGCGGUACUGUCUCCCGUGUUUAUGAUCGGGAUAAUUCUACCCCUUCUAGCCCGCUUAACGGAAACACACCUACUCGCCCAAGGUCCAGGCUCUCCUCAGCGGAAGAUGAUCAUGCCCUCGCCAAUCGGUGGGGACUGCGGGGGAAGAAGGGCAAGAGCAUACAGGAUAACCCUCUGAUAUCUGCCUUUACCCGACUACGGAAUGACCUCAGAGAUUGCAAAGACAUUAAGUCGUUCGACGCCCCGGCCUUGCUACACCCAUUCCUUCAGGUCGUCCGCUCCUCUUCAACUUCCGCCGCAAUCACUUCCCUUGCCCUGCUCGCCUUGACCAAGUUAUUCUCCUACAAAAUUAUCGACCGCAAUUCUCCGAGGAUCUCGAUGGCCAUGCAGCUGCUGUCUGCAGCAAUCACCCACUGCCGGUUUGAAGCCAGUGAUUCUGCCGCCGAUGAGAUUGUGUUGCUGAGGAUUCUGAAGUUGAUGGAAGGGAUGCUAGCGGGGCCAGAGGGAGAACUUCUUGGGGAUGAGAGUGUCUGUGAGAUGAUGGAAACAGGUUUGAGCAUGUGCUGUCAGGUCCGCCUUUCGGAAGUGCUCCGGAGGUCUGCCGAGAUUGCUAUGGUCAACAUGUGUCAGGUCAUAUUCAUGCGGCUGUCAGUAUUGGAUGCCAAUGCAGAACCCUCGGAUAACGAGACACGACUGCCGGAUCACUCUGACGAGAGCGAGCAAACAAACUUAAAAAUGGAUCCAUCUGUCGAUGGAAAUACAGUCGCUUCGCAGCACCCUUCUGCCAUGGGUUCGGACACCGCUGUCACGGACCGCGACCAUGCCAGCUACGAUAGUUCAUCUGACCAAGCGCUGAAUGGAAACGCGGUUGCCGCCCCACCAAACCCCGAAGAUGACCUGGGUGAGGAAGUAAAACCUUACUCGUUGGCUUCAAUUCGUGAGCUAUUUCGCGUGCUCAUCGAUCUCUUGGACCCGGAAAACCGGCAACAUACGGACCCCAUGAGAGUAAUGGCGCUACGAAUAAUUGAUGUGGCACUGGAAGUUGCUGGUCCCUCGAUUGCUAGACAUCCUAGCCUAGCGUCUUUGGCACAAAAUGAUCUAUGUCGGCAUCUCUUCCAGCUUGUCCGGUCUGAGAACCUGGCGAUCCUCACUAGCUCUCUUAGGGUGGCUGGCACACUGAUUCUGACCUGCCGCCCCGUGCUGAAACUCCAGCAAGAGCUCUAUCUAUCAUAUCUGGUUGCGUGUCUCCACCCGCGGGUCGAAAUACCUAGGGAGCCAGGCAUCAACCCUGCUCUUUAUGAAGGAGUUCCGCAAGCACCUAAGGUGGUGAAACCGCCUCCUUCGCAGAGUAGCAGCGGGCGGUCAACUCCAGUGGCCGUGAAGGAUCGACAGAAGCUUGGGCUGGAGGGCGGCUCCAGGAGGCCGGAAACAAGAGAAGCGAUGGUCGAGAGCAUUGGCGUACUAGCGCGCAUUCCCAGCUUCAUGGUCGAGCUCUUUGUCAAUUAUGACUGCGAUGCUGAUCGUGCUGAUCUGUGUGAGGACAUGAUAGGCCUACUGUCUCGGAGCGCAUUCCCCGAUUCAGCGACAUGGAGCACCACCAACGUUCCUCCGUUGUGUCUCGACGCCCUCUUGAGUUACAUUCAGUCUAUUUACGACAGACUCGAUGACGUUCCUGCAACAGAAGGGUUCCCCUCAAAAGAACGUCUGAGACAUCAACGAGACACGAAGAGGAUUAUUGUGCAUGCCGCCCAGAAGUUCAACAGCGACGAUCCUAAAGGGGCGAUAGCUUAUUUGACCUCCCAUGAUGUGAUUGAGAAUUCUGAUGAUCCUGUACAGGUUGCCCGUUUUUUGAGAGGAACUACCCGAUUGUCAAAGAAAGUCCUUGGAGAAUUUAUUUCCAAGCGAUCCAACGAGGGCCUUCUCGACGCCUUCGUCGAUCUGCUUGAGUUCACUGGCAAAUCUGUGGUUGACGCUCUUCGAGACUUACUCGGUGCAUUCCGGCUUCCCGGCGAAUCAGCAUUAAUCGAGCGAAUCGUCUCUACAUUCAGUGAAAAGUAUAUCGAGAAAGCUCAGCCCUCGGAGGUUGCUGACAAGGAUUCGCUGUUUGUCCUAACUUACGCCAUCAUCAUGCUGAACACCACUCUCUACAAUCCUAACAUGAAAGCUCAAAGUCGUAUGUCCUGUGCCGACUUUUCAAAGAACUUGCGAGGCCUUAAUGCAGGCCAGGACUUUGCUCCCGAGUUCCUAGAGAAGAUUUAUGAUUCUAUUAAACAAAAUGAAAUCAUUCUACCGGAUGAACACGAUAACAAACACGCAUUCGAUUAUGCUUGGAGGGAAUUAUUGUCAAAGUCCGCUUCCGCCGGUGAACUAGCCGUUGGUCAAACCAAUGUCUUCGAUGCAGACAUGUUCGCGGCUACCUGGAAACCUGUAGUCGCGACCUUAUCUUAUGUCUUCAUGUCUGCCUCGGACGAUGCGGUAUACUCUCGUGUGGUAAUGGGAUUUGACCAGUGCGCUCAAAUAGCAGCCCGUUAUGGUUUGACGGAGGCAUUUGACCGCAUUGUCUUUUCCCUUGCCUCAAUCAGCACCCUCGCCACUGCGAGGCCUCCUAGCACCGCUCUCAACACUGAAGUGCAGGCUGGAAACAAGAGUGUCAUGGUCAGCGAGCUGGCCGUGAAGUUUGGGCGAGACUUUAGGGCACAAUUGGCUACGGUUGUGCUCUUUCGAGUUUUGGCAAAUAACGAGAAUUCGCUUCAGCAGGGCUGGGCUCAUGUCAUUCAGAUUCUUCGAAAUCUAUUCAUCAACUCCCUCAUUCCGCCAUUCGAUUCUACACUGAACGCAGAUUUCGACAUCCCCCCAAUCCCGUUGCAACCACCUUCGCAGGUUGUAGACCGAGACGGACGGGGCAAUGACACGGGGCUACUGUCUGCCUUUACAUCUUACCUUUCUAGCUACGCAGCAGAUGAUCCUCCGGAGCCGUCAGAUGAAGAGCUUGACAACACACUGUGCACUGUAGACUGCGUCAGCGCAUGUUCUAUUGACGACCUCCUUUCGAAUAUCAGAACCCUUCCCCUGGAAACGGUGUCGACGAUAGUAGAAUCACUACUUGCUCAGUUGCCUGAGGAAAGUGCCCCAGCGGUCAUUGUUGUGAAGCCUGAGCGGCCACUUCCCUCCACGAGAGCGAAUUCCAGGCCAGACACUGGUAAAGGUCAAUACGAACCCGGAAUGAUGUACCUGUUGGAAUUGGCCGCCAUUCUUACGCUCCGCGACCAACAAACAAUUGAAAGCCUCGGCGAAGGACUCCUGGCCUCUCUUCAAGGUUUCAUUCGAGAUGCUAGGAACCUUCACUCUCUGGCACUAUCGCGGGUGACAACUUACUUAUUGAACCUACUCCGGUUGAGUCAUGAACAACCCUUCACUCGCGUUCCCGUCAUCCUUCAUGGAAUUUCUAGUUUUGACCAAGACACCUUAGAGAGCGUCGCCGUUCCGAUCGUUAAAGGCCUUUCACGAUGCGUUUUCGAUGGCAACCUUUUGCGGAAUGAGAUCACUGUUUCACCGGACUUCUGGUCCAUCCUACAACGCUUGCACCAGCACAAAGAAGCCGCGCCCUUGGUCUUCAGCCUCCUCAAGGCUGUUGUUGAUUCGAACCCUCCUAUAGUUACCGCUGAUAACUAUGAAUCUGCUGUUAGCCUUGCAAAUGAGUUUAUCAGUGCGGGAAGCGUAGGCUACAUCGAGGAACGGCAGAGAGACGUCCUUGCGCGGCGUUCAAAGGGUGUCAAGCAACCAAAACAAAGCGAAAACGAAGUCGUCUCUCGCGGUGUGACCGCUAUUGGCCUCAUCUACCAACUUACUAGUCGAGCUCCGACCCUAAUCAAGCAGUCACACCUGGAGGACGGUGAAGCUUGGUCAGCAUAUUGGUCACCGAUAUUCCACUCUCUGACCUCACAGUGUACCAACCCUUGUCGGGACAUUCGGCAUCACGCUGUAUCGACUCUACAACGGUCCCUCUUAUCCGUCGACAUUGAAUCCGAUAAGGAAUGGACAGCCAUCUUCGAUCAGGUUCUCUUCCCGUUAAUCCUGCGGCUAUUGAAGCCGGAAGUCUUCCAUUCAGACCCCCUCGGAAUGGGCGAGACUCGUGUUCAGGCAGCAACUUUGGUCUGCAAAAUUUUCCUGCGUUAUCUCGACCAGCUUCCGAACGCUGAGGGCAUGCUAGAACUAUGGCUCAAGAUCCUUGAUAUCCUAGACCGGAUGAUGAACAGCGGUCAGGGAGACAGUCUCGAGGAAGCCAUUCCCGAAAGCAUCAAGAACAUUAUUCUAGUCAUGGCAGACCAAGGCCACCUCGUCCCACCUACCCAAGACCCCAGCAAAGAGAACAUUUGGACCGAAACAAAGAAACGCCUAGAGCGCUUCCUACCGGAUCUCUUCAAGGAAAUCUUCCCCGACGUGCCUCUGCCCCCUCCCGCGCCGAAGGAGAACCCGCCAGCAUCGGCCCCUAGCUCUCCUCCACCAACCAACACAGUUACCACCGAUACCCCUGAUGAAAAGGAGAAUCAGGCACUUGCUCCUGAAGUUCUCAAAACCGAUGUUGAGAGGGCUCCUGAAAAGGCGGACUAA